UGACGCCGCGCGUAUGACCCUCGUCACAUCAGCGAUGCGCGUCGCGUCGAGUUGCCGCCGGUCCGGUCGUCGUGUGCGCAGCCCGUUAAGCGUCGGUGUCUGGACCCAGUCGUCCGUCCAUGAGAAGCGCGGCAGCGGCGCUGUUUGUGUGUGUCUCCGCGGCGCUGCUUCACUGGCUCGGCUGGACCGACAGAACUGCGCUCCUGUUGGGCUUCGGCUCUGCAGACAACCAGAAGGCUGUGCAUGAGGUGUUGAUGGGUGUUUUGUCAGCGCGGCAUCAUCAUGAGCUCCGGCAGGCCAUAAGAGACACAUGGCUGGGGUACCUUCAACACCAUCCUCACUUCCAGAAACGGGUGAUGGUGAAAUUCAUCAUUGGUGAGCAUGGCUGCUCUGUGCCGGAGGAGGAUCGUGAAGACCCUUAUUCCUGCUCGCUGCUGAACCUCACGGAGACAGCUGCUGGACAGGAGAUGUCUGUGUUGAGCGUUCCCGACUCGUCUGCGCUGCUGCCCUCCGAUGUGUCCGCCGUCAGUCUGGACUUCAAGGUCCUUCACUCGGUGGUCAUCACCCAGCUGGGCGUCUUUCCCAACGGACCGCGAGACGACUUCAGAGGCAACGUCACCGUGCGGCUCUUCCAGGUGGAUCAGGAGGAGCCGGUGGUCACCGCUCGCUUCAGUGCACUGAGUCCAGGCACACGUGUAGGUGGGAUGUUUUACAAAGCCGUCGAGCAGUUCAUUCUUCCCAAGGGUUUUGAGGGAACUCUUCUGUGGGAGGCUCAGGAUUCGACGGGACUGAUGUCUGUCAACACGUCUGCGGUCCACCUGAGUAACGGAGGAGGCGUGCUCAAGUUUGGAUCUAUAGAGGAGGGAACGUUGCCUCACCGGAGCGCUUUGGGCUUCCCGGGCUUAGCUGGAGGAUUCACUUUCUCAGUGUAUGAUGUGCAGGUGUUGUCGGAGCUGCUGCGUGGGCGAGCCAGACGCCAGCGGAUCCGCGAGGCUCAGCUGAGAGAGGAGGACGAGGCCCUGCGGGAGGAGAGCCUCAGACAUGGAGACAUGGUGUUUGUGGACGUGGUGGACACCUACAGGAACGUGCCUUUGAAACUGCUGCAGUUUUAUAAGUGGUCGGUGGGAAACGCUGAUUUCAAGCUGCUGCUGAAGACAGAUGAUGAUUGCUAUAUCGACGUGGAUGCCGUGCUGCUGAAGACGGAGCUCAAACGCCUCUCACAGAGCAGCCUGUGGUGGGGAAAUUUCAGGCAGAACUGGGCCGUGGAUCGUGUGGGGAAGUGGCAGGAGCUGGAGUACUCCAGUCCAGUGUAUCCGGCCUUCGCCUGUGGAUCUGGAUACGUGGUGUCCAGGGAUCUGGUGGAGUGGCUCGCCAGCAACGCUCAACAUCUCAAAGCUUACCAGGGAGAGGAUGUGAGCAUGGGCAUCUGGAUGGCUGCCGUCGGGCCUCGCAAAUAUCAGGAUUCGGGAUGGCUGUGUGAGAAGGAGUGUUAUGUGGACAUGCUGUCCUCGCCGCAGCACUCGCCGCAGGAGCUGCGCUCGCUCUGGGACAGGAAGAGGAAGUGCGGCGAUCCCUGCGGCUGCGUCUGGACCCAGCACUGACACAUGCAUGUUCACCAUCUCUCUUCGUUUUCUUGACAUUUUCCCCUACACCCGUCCAUACGACACACUAAUCAUGUUUACUUGUCCUUUCUAAGCCUGCUCUGUUAUGCCGGCUGUGUAGAUCCACCAGCAGAUGUCAAAUUCACACAGGGUUUGAGAAUCGCCAGGGCAGCUUCACCUGUGCUUCCUCUUGUUACCUGUCUUUCUGUCAUCUUUGCGCUUUGCGUUCUCUGUUACUGAGAGAUCUUGAAAUCACCAAGCACGCAAAUCCUUUCCACUGCUUUUAUCUUAGCUGCAAGCCAAAAUUGUUACACUGAAACGUUCAUUUAUGAACAAUAAAACAUUACAACAGGA
Carassius gibelio (silver crucian carp) is the source of this 1955-nucleotide messenger RNA. It is a transcript of the gene b3galnt2, whose product is annotated as beta-1,3-N-acetylgalactosaminyltransferase 2. Gene Ontology annotation, cellular component: membrane. The transcript has 12 exons. The record is from RefSeq and is a predicted model, not a curated record. Bases 120 to 1601 code for a protein of 493 amino acids. Gene Ontology annotation, molecular function: hexosyltransferase activity. Lineage: Eukaryota; Metazoa; Chordata; Actinopteri; Cypriniformes; Cyprinidae.